CUUUGAGCUUGUCUGAAGAGCUGUCAUCAACAUCACUUGCAUCAGAUCACUGCACUUUCACCAGACAUGCCAUACUGGAUGAAUUUGGCUACAUAUACACACACAUUAGCCCAUUAUGUUCACUCAUCUCUAUAUGGUAUGAUCAGUCAGUCAGAAGGAGAAUUACAGGAUCUCAUCAUGAAGCUAACAGAUAAGGAAUGAUUAGGCAGGAUAUAUUUUUUGAUUUUGCAUGUUUUUGGUAUCAUUUUCUUGGACACUGCUUUCAAGUGGCUUCAGAGCAAUGGCUAGUUGUGGAAAAUGUGAUGUGCUCUUGCGCCUAUUUGUAGGCCUGCUAAAAAUAGGGUCCGGCUGGCAACACAUGCUCUGCUGUGAUUGACAAUUCUAGUGCUACUGGGAAAGCAGGCUCCAAAGAACAAGCAAAGAAACACACUGAUGUGGCUCUCCAGUUAGCUACAAAGUGGAACUCUACAUUUUGUUUCCAAAAGCCUGGAGACAAACCUCAAUUUGAUUCUACAGAAAUAUUGAAACCCCACUUAAAGGGACUGGUGGGAUUUUUGGCCUGUUGAAAUUAUUUGUAUUGGACAAUGACAUCCAGGAGGCCCAUGACCCGCUCUUUCUCUGGAAAUGGGAGAUCGGGAAGCCAAAAUGGGGAGGAUGUCUCGUCGGCAAACGGAAGGUCAGAGAGCCGCAACUACCUCUCCAACGUUAGGCCUGAAAACAGGAGUACAUUAUGUACCGUCAUGGCUCAUUUAACCGAAGAGACCCAGCCAUGUUUUGAGACCACCAUAAAAUCAAAGGCAGUGUCAGAAUCAUGCAAUGUCAAAUUCUCUUGUGUGGUCACAGGUUACCCGGCUCCUGAGUUGACCUGGUACAAAGAUGACAUGGAGUUAGAUCGAUAUUGUGGCCUUCCCAAAUAUGAAAUUUUCCGCAAUGGAAAAAUUCACACACUGCACAUCUACAACUGUACAGAAGAAGAUGCAGCCAUUUAUCAGGCCUCAGCGAGGAACAGUAAGGGCAUCGUCUCCUGUUCCGGGGUACUGGAGGUGGGGACCAUGAGCGAGUACUUGAUCCACCAAAGGUUCUUUGCCAAACUGAAACAGAAGGCUGAGAUCAAGCGGCGAGAGCUGGAAGAGAGUCGACGUCGGGGUAAGGAGAACAUCCAGAAGGAACAAUUACAUGUGAUUAACCAGGAACGCUUACUAAGGAAGCGUAGGACUCCUGCUGGGAACGACCCCCUGAGCUCCUCUCCCACAACCCAGGGUGGAGAGGAGAAUGUGACCUCCCAAGGCACAGAUGAAGAGCAGCCUGCACUCAUGGAUGAUAAGUCUGAUAACAUCAUGGCACAGGCAUCUGUAGUAACCAAAGAGAUGAAAACGGAGAAUGGUAUUGAGAAAAUCAACAGUAUCUGCGAUCCAAUGGAGGUGGUCACCACGAAGCAGUCCACCAAAGAGAAACCGGAUGAAAAGAAGCAGCGUAUUACCAAUGGAUUUGAUGAGGUGGGUCUUAUUAAGCCCACCGAGAGUUACAGAAAACAAGAGAAUGCUUAUGAAGAAAUGACCCUGGCACAAUACCUAGCUGAGUCUGUUAAGUCACAGGCUGCUGAACAACAUCCAAAUUCUGAGAUCAUGGAUGUCGAUGUUAGUCCUGUCCAAGGAGAAAAAGAGCUGGAGAAGGAACAAGAAAGACUAAAAGAAGAGGAGAGGGACCGAUCAAGAGAAAUAGAGUGGGAGAAAGAGCUAGAGAGAGCCAAAGAAAGAGAACGAGAGAAAAUUAGGCAAACAGAACAAGAGCAAAGAGCUGUAUCUGGGCCUUCAACCAAAGCCGCAUCACACAAAGAGCCAGAACCUCAACACAAGUCAGCUCUAACCUCGGUUUUUCACUCCUUAAAGGGCAUAUUCUUCGGCAAAAGCAAGAAGUCUACAGAGACAGCAGAAACCACGAGGAGAGCUAGUGAAGUGAUCAUAGAAAAAGAAAUUCAACUCCCUCCCUCACAAACACCUCCUCAAGAGGUGGCCUCCGAACAGGAUGCACCAAAGCUGGUCCAGGAAUCACCUCAAACGACGGACUUGGAAGUAAAAAGAAAGUCUUUACAACAAACACAAGAUUCAACCACUCCCAAUGAUAUCAUAAACUCUAAAUCAACCGAACUUCAUGCAAACAAACCUGAGGUUGUGUCUCCCACCCCUGAAAGCCAUCUUGAGAGCAUUGAAGAAACCAUUAGACUUUCUGUAGAGCAGAAGGAGAUGCCAAAAGAGGAGAACAGUCCAGAGGAAGUCCCGCAGAUUUCUCAUUCGCUGCUUUUCAAGGCUACAGAUGACCGUGCUAAACUUGGCACCACUGAUGUUCCUGCCUCUGUGGACUUGCCCAAUCCUCCAUGUGAGACUGAAAGGCUGGAAUUUACCUAUCCUGUGGAUGAGGUCAUGCGAGGUGCUGAGGAAACGCAUAUUUUAGAGGAACAGGGGGGCUCAGCUGCCCCCCUGACAGACCUCAUCAUGGCAGACCUGGAAAGCACACAGUGUUGUGAGAGCCAGCCAGAGUCUCAGCUUUCACAGCUUGCCGACGUUGUCCCUACCCAAGUGCACACUGAGUCCCAGUCAGCGGAGCUGAGGGUAGAAGAGAGCAAAGAGCCGUGCGAGUCAAAUGAGAAAGUAAUUCCUCUUAAGAAGGAGGAAAGUGUUAUGAAAACGCUAGAGGGAGGUUCCCUGACAGAGAAAAAUAAAGAGGAGAUGGAUGGUGCAAUAGAAAGGAAAUCUUUCCCUGCAGAGGAAAAUGAGUCUGAGAGUGACUUUGUCAUAAAAGAGUCAGUCCUUCCUGUUGUUGUAGUGAGUGAAAGAGAAUAUGAACUUAAUGAUCAAAAUUCAUUGUCCCCAGCGUCGGGCCUAAGUCAAGAAGGGGAUUCUGUCGCUCUCGUAUCUAAUAGUGCAAUGGGAAUUGAUUUUAUACCAGAUGAAAAAUCUAUACCAGCACUAAAUGUUGGUUUCACAGAGAAUGAAGAAGUUCCAGCUGUCUCUGCUACAGCGAAUGACUUUGAUAUGGGGGAAGACAAGAAUGAUAAAAGCAUUCCAAGUCAGAGCAGGAGUGCUGAAGAAAAGGGAAAAGAUAGUAGUGAAGAUAAGAUAGAGAAAAGCAGUGAGAAAGAGAGGGAGGAAAAGGGCAAUGUCAAUGCUGAAAAACUAAAGGAUGAUUCCAGUCAACCAAAGAAAGAUGAUGUUAAGCGAAACAAGAAUGUCGUUCCAGAGACAGAAGCAUCUAUUGUGAUUCCAGAGAUGGAAAUCCCCAAAAGUCCAAGACGAGGUGAGACUGAGGUUAUGGAAACUCAAUCGAGGCCAUACAAAAUAGAUAAACCAAAACUCCUAACGAAAACACAAGGCGAAAGACGUUUAACAGAGAAGGACCAAUCAGCAGUCCAACCGAUUAUAAUACUCCCCGAUACAAGAGAAACGGUCAUCAAAAAUGUGGCAAAGAAGAGAUCCAUGCCACUCAUCCCAGAAAUCAAGGUCACAUUGCCAGAAAGAGUCAAACGUGAAGAACCUGUUAUUGCGCCUAGAAGUGAAAUGCUGAAAUUGGAGCCUGAGCGAGUUAUGCAACCUUUAACACAAGAGGUUGCACAGAUAUUUCGAGAAAAGGAAAGACAGAUGGAUGAUGCAACAAGAGCAUCAGGUGAAUCAGCUUCCAACAGUGCCUUAGGUGUUCCGGAUCUUUUGGGUGUGACAAGGAGCACUCCAUCAUCACCUUCCAUGGAGAGAACACAGGAAGUUAAACCACAAAAUCUUGAAGCAAAAGUGAGAGGUGGAGAAGAACAAGGUAGUCUCAACACUGGGUGGGGCAGGGAAGAUGACAAUAAUAUCCCUAUAAUCAGCAUAGCAUGUGCUGAUGAUAACGCAACCACUCUUAAACAAGAGCAAACUCACUCACUUCCUGGCAUUGUAAUCUCACAAGAUAACACUCAAGAUAAUCCUCCCAUUUCUGUCACAAAUGCAGAAAGACGUAUCGAUAGCAAAAAAGAUGAUUUUGAUGCUUUAGUUGCUAUGAUGAAGAGUGAAAGCGACCAACAUGGUCCAGCUGCUACUUCUGAGAAGCCAAAAGAGUCCCAACUGAGUCCUGAUAUGUCUACAAAAACCCCUCCUAAUAUUACUAACCAAGACCCAGACAGAGUUCCUCAAUCGAGAGACACAAGAAUAGAACCUGAAGCUGACAGGCUUCAAAAGGACAAACCUUCCAUAGAGAAAAUUAGCCUAACAGCCCCUGUGGGACCUACGCUCCCUCCACUAAGUCCUGCCAGUUUGCGAAGGCUUAUGGCAAAGAAUAAUCCAAACUUAGAGAAUCAGGGGUCUAUCUCAGGUGCAUCAGCAGAUGGAAGUGAGAAGAAAGGAGAAGAGAGUGGAGGAAGCACACCCACAUCCACUCUAUCUUGUGAGAGUAGCCCCAAGAUGAAGCGACGAGACAGUCUCACCCUAAUACCCUCUGCCACCCCUGAGGAGCUGGCUUCUGGUGCUCGACGCAAAAUCUACCUUGCCAAAACCAAGUCUGAGGAUGAGGCAUCUGACACGCAGGGUAAGAGGGAUAGUCCAUAUAUGUCGCCCAGUCAGGCUCGCAGGGCAGCUUUCCUGCAACUUCAAAGUGGGCAGCAAACACCUCCCACAGAAAGACGUUCACCAUUGCUGGCUCGCCGCAAGGCCACACUGGAGGUGCCAAAACCCAAGGAGGAGGUAGCGGAGGUGGCAGACAGCACAAAGACAGAAAGCAAACCAGCAGAAAAGGAGAAGUUGGAUCCCUUCAAAGCUCCUCAGGUUAUCCGCAAGAUUAGGGGAGAGCCCUUCACAGAUGCCUCAAGCCACUUGAAGCUGUGGUGCCAGUUUUUUAACAUUCUUAGUGACUCCACCAUCAAGUGGUAUAGAGACGAAGAGGAGAUUUUGGAGAUGGAAAGACGUGCUGGUGAUGAGGGUCCAGUGGCACUGGCCAUAGUCCAGGCUUCCAGCAGAGACUGUGGAGUGUAUGGCUGCUCAAUCAAGAAUGAAUAUGGGACUGACACCACUGAUUACUUACUCAGCGCAGACAUACUGGCAGAAUUUUUCUUAAGGGAGGAUUUGGAAGUUGGAGAAGAGAUUGAGAUGACACCAAUGAUGUUCACCAAAGGCCUGGCAGACUCGGGUUACUGGGGCGAGAAAUUCUUUGGUCGCAUCAUGACUGAAGAGGUGCAGAUUGGAGAGGGAUGUGUACACAAGACCUGCAGGGCAAAGGUCAUCUAUGGUUUGGACCCUGUCUUCGAGUCAGGCAGCACGUGCAUCACUAAAGUAAGAAAUCCCAUCGCAUAUGGGUCAAAGGAGGAGAGCAACCUGGUUGAGAGAAAUCUAGAGAUCACCAAACAGGAUUGUAAAAUCCAGAAUACCGUUCGGGAGUACUGCAAAAUAUUUGCUACUGAGGCCAGAUUGAUCGAGAACUUUGGAUUCUCUUUAGAAGUGAUCCCCCUUCAUCUGAUGUAUCGGCCCGCCAAUACGAUUCCAUACGCUACAGUAGAGACUGAUCUGAAGGGCGUAUUUUUGAAAUACUGCCUGAUGGACAGCACAGGGAGACUGAUCGCCAGAACCACCUCUGAAGUGGAGCAGAAGUGUUGCGCUUUCCAGCAUUGGAUCCAUCAGUGGACUAAUGGAAACCUCUUGGUUACCCGGUUAGAAGGUGUCGAUACGAAGAUCACAAGCAUUGAAAUUGCUACUAAGUCUAGAGGGUAUCAGGGCCUCACAGAUAAAGGAUCUCCAAAGAUAAUCGAGCAGUUCAUUACCCAACAUCAGUGCAACUAUUAUUGUGGAUUGUUGAGCCUAAGACCCUUAAAGCAAAUGGAUUCUCUACUGCAGCCUAAGAUAAAGACCUCCAGGAGCCCUCUACUGGCCCGGAGAGGCGUAACAGGCUCAUCUAGCCCUCAGCUUCAGAAGAAAGGAACUAGCCCACAGUCCACCAGGAAAGGCACUUCGAGCCCCAAAGUGGUUAAAAAGACAAGUGAAUCCGGGGAGAACAAUUCCACUACCAAACACAAAGCUGUGGAAGUCCCAAAACCUGUCAGGAUGAGGUAGAGAGAAGGACUUGAGAUCUUGGAAACAUAAUGCAAAGUAACUAGGGCAUAUUUUUGGAUUUUCUUACCAAACUUUAGUUUGGAGCCUGUAUAAUUAUCUAUAGCUAAUGUUGUACAGGAAAAUGGCUUUCUGUAAAUGGACACCGUCCAUCGUCUUUGCACAUAGUGUCUAAAAUGCAACAACUAAGGAAGGAAUGACUAUAUAGAAACAAGAAAAGUAAAGGGGUGUGAAUGACUAGAGGUGUUGUGGCCAUUUUUAAAAUUACUGUGAACUGCUUUGCAGCUAUAAGUCACCAUUUAUACCUCCUGAGAGCACCUUCACUUUAUUUUUAAGAACUGAAUUGAGGCUAUCCCCUUUUCAAGACCAUCACUGGAGAAAAAUAUAAAACCAGGACCGCCUGUAGACGGAUGAACAAUGUUUUCAGAUAGACUCUGGAACUUUAUGAUUUAUUCAAAUGUUCCUACGUCAAGUUUAUAUGACUGAGGAACCGUGUGAGAGGGAGUUUCUUAAGGAUUCCUCAAACAUCUGUGAUGUAUGUGUCUCAGCUGUGUAGAAAUGCAGCUCUCUUUUUUUAGUCACUGAGAGGCUUUUUAUAGUGGAUUGUCCUGCUUUUACGAGUAUGGCCGUAAAUCUGCAACACAAGUGCACCAAUCUUGGUUGUAUAUCGGCAAACUAUUAGCAUCAUAAUCAGUGCAUUUGUUUUCAUCUUAAAUGUGUCUCCUAAAAGAAGGAAAAUCAUGAGCUUUAUUGUCACAGUAAAGCCAUUUACUACUGACCUUUCAGACCGUUAAUGUGUCAUAUUUCUCUAGAACCCUGGCACUUCACUGGGCUAAUAUAUAUUUUAAACAAUGAAAAAAUAAAUAAAUAAUCCAUUUUAAAAUA
Messenger RNA from Megalobrama amblycephala (Wuchang bream), 6950 nucleotides. RefSeq names its product alpha-kinase 3a (gene alpk3a). The transcript is spliced from 14 exons. NCBI's taxonomy places the organism in Eukaryota, Metazoa, Chordata, Actinopteri, Cypriniformes, Xenocyprididae. Bases 585 to 6068 code for a protein of 1827 amino acids. Gene Ontology annotation, molecular function: ATP binding; protein serine/threonine kinase activity. The record is from RefSeq and is a predicted model, not a curated record. Gene Ontology annotation, cellular component: nucleus. Gene Ontology annotation, biological process: cardiac muscle cell development; protein phosphorylation.